This is a messenger RNA of Globicephala melas (long-finned pilot whale), 2895 nucleotides long. Its product is annotated as KIAA0408 ortholog. NCBI's taxonomy places the organism in Eukaryota, Metazoa, Chordata, Mammalia, Artiodactyla, Delphinidae. The record is from RefSeq and is a predicted model, not a curated record.
UGUGACAUUAGCUGAGCAGCUUUUUGAUCUGUGAGAUGGUGGAGGUUUCAAAGGGACUUGUCAGUAUCUCUCUGUUGAAUGGUUGGACUCAUUUUGCAUCCCCAUUUUGUGCAAAGAAGCAAGAGUCACCGUGCUGAGACUUUUCUCUUUUAAAACAACCGGCUGUCCUCCCAUUGCUAGAUUGACCAGUGGUCGGACAUCCAUAGGAUUUCUCCCCGGAGCAAAAAGGCUUUGUUUUAAAGGCAAGUGAGACUGCUUCAAAUAAAACAACGCCAAGCUUCCAAGAAACAGUGAAGAGAAGGCAGAGACGGGCAGAAACACCCCUUCACUAACACUCACACGGUUGCCAUGGACCUACAUAAGCAGUGGGAGAACACAGAGACUAACUGGCGCAAGGAAAAGAUGGAAUUACUGGACCAGUUUGACAAUGAAAGAAAGGAAUGGGAAAGUCAAUGGAAGAUCAUGCAGAAGAAGAUAGAAGAGCUCUGCCAUGAAGUAAAGCUUCGGAGGAAAAUCAACAUGAGUGAACGUGCGAUUAUUGAUCUUGAUCGUGAAAAGGCCAUUCAAGACAAAAUGAUGGAAUCUUCUCCAAAUUAUCCCAAUUCAAGACAAUGUGAAUUUACAGGGAUGAAUCACAGGGAUGGUCUGGGGAAGAAAGGUAAAACAGAGCAGAGCUUACUCAGUGAAAGAAAUCAAAUGUGUAAGGAACAAAAAACAAUCAAAAAAUCAAAAGUAGGGUUAAUGGAUUCUGUGGCCGCAGACAACCAAAAGGAAUGUGAGACCCCGCCUGACCUGAGGACUUCUGAGGAAGAGAACAAGAGGUGCUCUGGUGCCCUCAACACAGCUCUUGAAGAACUUGCCAAAGUUAGUGAAGAAUUAUGCAGCUUUCAAGAGGAAAUUCGAAAGCGUUCUAACCACAGAAGGAUGAAGUCAGAUUCUUUUCUCCAGGAAACACCAGUUGUAACUAAUAUGCCUUAUGGAGAUCACACAAUCAACAACAACCAGUGCAUUACUCCAACCAGUUUAGAAAAAGAGAAAAAGAAAAAUAGAAAGAAUCUGAGCUGUACUGAUGUUUUCCAAAACAAUUCUAAGAAAAAAGGUGGAAUUGAUAAAACUGAUCUGCAAAGAAAUGAAACCCCACCAGUUCCUCCUCCAAGAAGUACAUCUCGAAAUUUUCCCAGCUCAUGUUCUGCACAAGCCCAUGAAAGUUUGAAGGAAAGUUCAGACCACAAUGGCUGGGUGGCCCAAGAAGGUCAAGGCAAAAAGAACUGCAACCCUCAUUUCCUGUGGAGGCACGACGAGAUGCCUACGCUGUGUCUAAAUGAAAGGAAGACUUUGAAAGAUGGUAUCACAGUUUCUUCUUUGGCACCAGAAACCAAAAUAGAUAAAAAGCCUUCAUGUAAUGAAAAUGUUGGACUUACCGUGUGGUCAUGCGACACUGGGAUUGGUGCAAAAAAUAGCCCCUCUACACCAUGGUUUCAGAAAACCUGCUCUAUUCCCAAUAAGCCAAAAUAUGAAAAGGUGAUUCCAGAUCACCCUGCUAAAUGUCAUCCUGAUCUUCACAUAAGCAAUGUCUGUAGCUCCUUGGUGACACAGAGCAGCAGCCCGCUGAGAAGUUUCAGUUGUGGCUUUGAAAGGACUACUAGGAAUGAAAAGCUGGCAGCAAAGACUGAUGAAUUUAACAGAAUCGUAUUUAGAACAAAUAGAAAUUGUCAUGCAGUACAGCAAAGUCAAAGCUACUCAGAACCAUCUGAAGAUCUUCAGCCCUGUGAUACUUUAAUUUCUUGCACAGAUAACAUCUCAGAAAGUGACUGUGUUUCUGACAUUCUGAAAACCAGUGCCCCCAUGCCUGUGCCCAGGGAAAAUGUGCAUGAUAAUUCCACCAAAAAACCCACAACAGGCCUAUUCAGACAAAUGCAGGAACACAUAAGCCCUAGCAGUUACCGGAAUAUGCUCCACGAGCAUGAUUGGAGACCAAGUAAUUUGUCUGGCCGACCAAGGUCAGCUGAUCCCAGGUCAAAUUAUGGUGUGGUGGAAAAGCUGCUGAAAACCUAUGAGACAUCAGCGGGGUCCACAUUGCAAAAUUCUAAAUGCUUCCAGGCUAAUUGGACCAAAUGUAAUUCUGAGGUCAGUGGUGGAGCCACAUUAAGUCAGCAUUUUAAAAAGCUCCAAAUAGAACAAGAGCUUCAGCAAAAGCCAGCUGUGUGUGGAGCACAGCAAGUGAGGCAAGGAGCAGAUCGGAAAAAGGUAACUGAGGAGUCCGUGGCAGUGAAAUGCUCACAUGGAAAAGGAUUUUCCCGACCUGCUAGACCAGCAAAUCGCCGUCUCCCGUCCAGGUGGGCAUCCAGAUCUCCAUCGGCACCCCCUGCCUUGCGGAAAACUGUCCACAACUUUCCCAUUUCUCUGCGAUCAGAAGCAUCGAUGGUCUGAGUCUCUGGCCUGGAUUGCUGGAUUACAAAAGUCCCAGUUGCCAAACAGAGUAUUCUGAGUGUUUACAACCAAUUCUGUCUCUUCUGUAUUUUUCAAGAUUACUGGGACAAUUGAAAUCUUAACUUCCCAUCAGUCUUCAGUGUUUUUAAUCUAUGGAACAAUUAUCCUCCUGUAUUUUGAUUUUUUAGAUCAGAAUUUUUUAAUGCCAUCCUCAUUAAUUUGCCAAUAUGAUUUAAGUUGAAACAAUGUACUAUAUUGUAUAUUCCAACUUUCUUGCAAGUGGCAGAAAGCAAGGUUAUUUGCAUGGCCGUGUGUUUUGUAGGUGCAUGUGUUGAUAUAGGAAGUAUCAGUAUGUAUUUAGAUAAGAAAAACUUAUGUGCUAGUGUUGACUUUGAAAUUAUAACAUGUAUACCUAUAUAUUCUUUGUGUUUAUUUAAAAUUUUUAAGAAUAUACAGUAUUAUUUA